Messenger RNA from Pleurotus ostreatus (oyster mushroom), 585 nucleotides. RefSeq lists its product as uncharacterized. The coding region runs from base 1 to 585 and encodes 194 amino acids. NCBI's taxonomy places the organism in Eukaryota, Fungi, Basidiomycota, Agaricomycetes, Agaricales, Pleurotaceae. Gene Ontology annotation, cellular component: membrane. The transcript has 4 exons. The record is from RefSeq and is a predicted model, not a curated record. Gene Ontology annotation, biological process: copper ion transmembrane transport. Gene Ontology annotation, molecular function: copper ion transmembrane transporter activity.
AUGAACCACGGAGACCACGGCGGACAUGACAUGCCCAUGCCCAAGGAGCCGAUGUGCGCCAUGCAGAUGCUCUGGAACACCCAGAUAAUCGACACAUGCAUCGUCUUCCCCGGCUGGCACAUCCACUCCAAAGCCGCCUUCGUCUUCUCCUUCCUCGUCAUCGUCGCGCUCGGCGUCUUCUACGAGUACCUCCGCGCGUUCUCGCGCAACGUCGACCUGCGCAUCGCGGCGGCCCUCGCGAAGAGCGGGAAGGGGAAGAGCAGGAUCAUACUUGGGGGCAGUAGGAGCGGGAGUGGGAGGAGCACACCGGAGGAGGACAGCGAUGAGGCGGGGCUGUUGAGCGGGAGGACGCUGAGGCCGGCUGUCACUGGUGCGCCCGUGCCACUGACCCUUCGCAUCCUGCGCGCCGUGCUCUACGGAGCGACGGUGUUCUUAUCAUUCUUCCUCAUGCUGGUUUUCAUGACAUACAACGCAUACCUCAUCCUUGCUGUGGUCGCCGGAGCAGCCAUCGGCCAUUUCGUCUUCAACUCCCACAUUGACCUGGACGCCGUGUCGGCGAACGGGAAGGGGAUGGCGUGCCAUUGA